AUGGGUCAGGGACUCGGUUGUACGGCCAAUUACGAGCAGGGUCUCUUCAUUGCUGCUCAAUUUGGGGAUUUGGAAACGGUGGAGGCUCUGCUGGAGAGAGACCCAAUUCUCAUCCACCAGACCACGGUGUACGAUCGCCACUCUGCCCUUCACAUAGCAGCUGCCAAUGGGCAGAUCGAGAUUGUUUCUAUGCUAUUGGACAAAUCUGUUAAGCCAGAUUUGUUGAAUCGUAAUAAGCAGACUCCGCUUAUGUUGGCCGCGAUGCAUGGGAGGAUUUCUUGUGUGAAAAAGCUUAUUGAAGCUGGAGCUAAUAUAUUGAUGUUUGAUUCCAGUCACGGAAGAACCUGCUUGCACUAUGCUGCUUACUAUGGCCAUUCAGAUUGCCUUCAAGCCAUACUUUCUGCUGCCCGCACGUCCCACGUUGCUGCUUCUUGGGGUUACGCAAGGUUUGUGAAUGUUAGGGAUGGUAAAGGGGCAACCCCUUUGCACCUGGCAGCCCGUCAAAGAAAACCGGAAUGUGUUCAUAUUCUUCUAGACAACGGAGCUCUUGUCUGUGCUUCAACUGGCGGAUACGGCUUCUCUGGAAGCACUCCCCUUCAUCUGGCUGCGAGAGGGGGUUCUCUGGAUUGCAUCCGGGCAUUAUUAGCCUGGGGCGCGGAUCGACUUCAAAGAGAUCAGUCUGGGAGAAUACCAUAUCUAGUUGCUUUGAAGCACAAGCACGGAGCAUGUGCGGCACUGCUGAAUCCUUCAUCAGCAGAGCCUCUUGUAUGGCCAUCACCAUUGAAGUUCAUUAGUGAGCUUAAUGCAGAGGCAAAAGCUCUGUUAGAAAAUGCCUUAAUGGAGGCUAACAGGGACAGAGAGAAGAACAUCUUGAAGGGGACAGCGUACACGCUUCCUUCCCCAUCACAUUCUGAUGUUGGGACGGAUGAUAAUAUAUCUGAGAUUAGUGACACUGAGUUGUGCUGCAUAUGCUUUGAUCAAGUGUGCACGAUUGAAGUCCAGGACUGCGGCCACCAGAUGUGCGCGCAAUGCACGCUAGCCUUGUGCUGUCACAACAAGCCCAACCCAACCAACGCGAGCAUCAUUGCACCUGUUUGCCCCUUCUGCCGGAGUAGCAUUGCCCAACUGGUGGUCGCUAAGGUCAAGAAUGCAAAUCACAAUGACCCUGACCACCAUGAUACCACGGCCUCCUCAAAGCUCAGGAGGUCAAGAAGGUCUUGCAACCUCAGCGAUGGUGGCGGUGGCGGCAGCAGCAGCUUCAAGAGUCUGUCUGCCAUGGGUUCUUUCGGCAAAAUGGGCCGGGGGUCGGGUCGGUUCACUGCUGAAAAUGAGUUAGUGGACAAGCCUUGA
Molecule: messenger RNA, 1350 nt
Organism: Thlaspi arvense
Lineage: Eukaryota; Viridiplantae; Streptophyta; Magnoliopsida; Brassicales; Brassicaceae
Source: the annotation of a GenBank genome assembly